Molecule: messenger RNA, 1094 nt
Organism: Drosophila obscura
Lineage: Eukaryota; Metazoa; Arthropoda; Insecta; Diptera; Drosophilidae
Product: E3 ubiquitin-protein ligase RNF185-like
Exons: 1
Coding region: 33-818 (261 amino acids)
Biological process (GO): ubiquitin-dependent protein catabolic process
Cellular component (GO): endoplasmic reticulum
Molecular function (GO): ubiquitin-like protein conjugating enzyme binding; ubiquitin protein ligase activity; metal ion binding
Source: RefSeq, a predicted model, not a curated record
UGAAAAUUGACUCACAAGUUCGGGACUAAGGCAUGGAAUCGGCCCCAAUAAAUAUUGGCAACAACUGUAACGUCCACAGUACGGACACAGUUGUUGCCGAGCACGUGAACCUUGAAAAACAGAAUUCACAUGGUGAUUCUGCAAUACAAUUGAUAUCGGAGCAAGUAGUGGCUGCUUCUUCCAGUGCUACAACCUACUCACACACGGGCAGUUCUCUUUCUGAUGGGAGAAUGGCACUUUUGAAGACUGACGCUGAGCCUGGCUCCAGUGGCUCAACCGAACCGAACAGUUCUACGGGUAGCGGGGGUGACGAGCCGCCUACCGAUGAGUGUGCCUAUGAUUGCAACAUAUGCUUCGACACCGCCAAGGAUGCCGUGGUUACCAUGUGCGGCCAUUUGUUCUGCUGGCCCUGCCUUCACCAGUGGCUAUUGACGCGUCCCAGCGUCAAACUCUGUCCCGUAUGCAAGGGCUUGGUGGACCAGGCCAACGUCAUACCAAUUUAUGGGCGAAAUGACAAGCAUCAAGUGGAUCCUCGCAAGAAGUGUCCGCCACGACCUGCUGGACACCGCGGCGAACCAAGGCCGGCUCGCUUUGGUCUAGGUCUACCGCGCUUUGGACUUGGAUUUGGUGGCGACAUUCACAUGUAUUUUGGCAUUGAUAUUUCUCCUUUUGGUUUUGUUCGAUCUCUACUCAAUGUUGGUGCACCGCGUCCGAUGGCUGGCAAUCGCGGCCCAGCCCCAAACGUCGAUCAGCAUAACCUUUCCAUGCUGUUUCUUUAUGUGGCCUUAUUUUGCUUCCUAUGGCUAUUCUUCUCAUAGGAAUUUGCCAGGCAGUUCCAACACCAAAAUUUUAAUAGUUAGAAAAUCAUUGCAAUGGAUUUACACACUCAGUAUACUGAGUUGAUUGGUUAUUUAUUUACACGAACUCACAUGAACCCUUCUUUUCCCUAAAGAACCCACGUGUCGCCGCACAAUAUUAUUAAUUUGAAUUUACACAUUACACAUAUUUCUGUAUGGCUCUUGAUAAUCUAUAAAUCAUUUGUAACAUCAGAUAAAUAUAACUGAAAUAUAUAUGGACACAUCAUUCAGAUUGAA